GUACGACGUCUGCAUAGGCCUGGUCCAUUGCGGCAGACUGCUGGUUCGAGCCCGUCGGCCGAGCUGAGAAGGUGUAAGCCUCUGCCAUGGCACGAGGGCCGGCCGCACGGUGAUCGUCUGUCUGGUGACUGUCGCGUCUGCUUGGCGAUGUUGUCAUCGACGGAAUGACCGGCUUAGCGGCCUUCAUGCUCGACACCUAAGCCACGCCUGGUCAUCGCCUCAAUGGCGAUCUCGCUGCGGGACCGUCUGCAUGCGCUAGAAGAGCAGAGCAACGAGGCACUGGUCAGUCUGCGCGAUCGGUACGAUGCACUUUCGCCUGCAAAGAAACUCGGCCUGCUCGUCUAUUUUGCAGUCAAUAUCGCCAUCUUGAUCGCCUUUGUCGUGAUCGGUCCAUCACAGAUCUUCAGAUGGCUCGUCGCUGGCGCCGACAGGCUGAGGCAAUACCAAUUCGGCGCUCUCUUUCUCAUCCUCGCCAUGAUCCUUACCGCCAUCCCGCCACUUUUCGGGUAUUCGACCAUGCUCACCCUUGCUGGCUUCACCUAUGGGAUGUGGAGAGGCUGGCUUGUAGCUUGCGCAGGUUGUCUGCUGGGCAGCGCGGUCUCGUUCCUGAUCUGCCGACGAGUACUCAAAAACCAAGGACAAUCCCUGCGAGAUGGCCCGACUUUCAGAGGACUGGAACACGCCAUGCGCAAGAAGGGCCUCUUCCUCAUCUGUCUCGUCCGGUUCUGUCCGUUUCCGUUUGCAUAUAGCAACGCUGCACUUGCAUCCAUCGAAGCCGUUUCGCUCGUACAAUUCAUGAUUGCGACCUUGACCAUCACGCCAAAGCUACUCGUACAUUCCUUCGUGGGCUCGAGGAUCUAUCUGUUGGCAGACCCGGACCACGAGCUAGACGCGACGAGCAAGCGCAUCAAUGCAGCCUACAUCGCACUCGGCACACUCGUUGGAUUUGCGACCUCGUACUACAUCUACCGUCUCACCUUAUCGUAUUCGCAGAGCAUGUCGCUACAAGAUGAGACCGCUCAGAGCGAGGACGGCUGGGCCGGCGAAUUUGACGAAUUCGACGAUGACGAGGAUCUGGAAUCCGCCCAAGCGCGUGAUGCAGACGACGAGGAAGACCUUGUAAAGUAGACCCGCGCACCACCUGUUUGUUGUAGUGCAGUCUGCAGCCUGAUCAUGAUCAUGACACCUGAG
Molecule: messenger RNA, 1191 nt
Organism: Mixia osmundae IAM 14324
Lineage: Eukaryota; Fungi; Basidiomycota; Mixiomycetes; Mixiales; Mixiaceae
Exons: 2
Coding region: 223-1128 (301 amino acids)
Biological process (GO): vesicle-mediated transport; mitotic spindle elongation
Cellular component (GO): Golgi membrane
Source: RefSeq, a predicted model, not a curated record